UAGGUGGUAAUAGAUGACAGAGCGAUAAACAAAAUAUCCAAAUAUUAUCAUCAUCGUCUUCCCCAAAUUCUCUGGAAUGGACGAGAUCCUCUGCGACGAGCUCAUUCAAGAGACUUUCCGUCGUCUUCCACCGCCGUCCGCCGAAUCCAUAACCCUAGUUUCCAAGCGAUGGCUCCGACUGUAUCGAGCUUCACAGUCAUCUCUCUCCCUAACCCUCUCUUCUCGCAUUUGUACGCCAUCUCAACUCUCUUCUUUCCUCCUUCACUUUCGUUUUCUCAAUUCCUUAUCCAUCGUCGCCGUCGCCGAAACCCUAACUUUCUCCGAUCAACUCUUUCACGCCGUCGCCGAUUCUUGUCCUAAUCUUCGUCACCUCCGAUUUCAAUCAUCGCCGGUUUCUACUCUCCCCUUAUUUAACCUCUCUACUCGAUGUCCUCAUCUCACUUCUCUUUCAGUAUCCCUCUCCAGACCUCUUUUCUUCCCCUGGAUAAUCGGAUGUCGUAAUCUUAAGCACCUCUCCGUAACCUUCUCCGGGUCCGGCUCCGUCUCCAGCUCCGACGAAUUCGAAUUCCAAUCCCAAUCGAACGAUUUCGAUUAUCAUCUGAAAUUGGAGAGUCUGAAUCUAAUCGGGAUUAAACACGACGAUCAAGGACUCGAUUUCCUCUGGAGAAUAUGCAACAAUCUAAAGAAACUACAGCUCCGAUCCUGCGGAGGAAUCGGAACUGAUACAUCGGAAUCAUCGUUCAUCAAUUGCUUGAAGAACAUCCAAGAAAUUGAAUUAAGAAGUUGCAGGACAAUAUUAGAUCAAGUUCUAUCUCAACUAACCGAAAUCUCCACUUCUUUGCAGUCCUUAUUAGUCUACGAUGGAGGAAGUACAGAUGGAUUACGUCAAUUCAUCAAUAAGAACAAGUCAAACUUACAGAAACUUGAUUUACGGUUACCUCUCGAUCUAGACAACACGCAUCUCCUGUCAAUGGCGGAGAAGUUGACUGGAUUAUCCACGCUUAAGCUAGAGAAUUGCUGUCUAGUUACAGGAGAAGGACUCGAAGCUAUAUCGAUAUCCAUGGGAGGUUUUCUAGAAGAACUAUCGCUGGUGAACUGCGAUGUGGUGGAAAGAGAAGCAGGAUUGUUAUCAACGAUGGGACAGAAGUUGAGGAAAUUGAAGAAACUGGAUCUGUCUUACAACGAUUUGUUAUGGGAUAGAGAGCUUGCAUCAAUGCUGAUUUCAUGCAGUAAUUUGAUUGAAUUGAAGCUGAGAGGUUGUUCAACGUUGAGUAAUUUGACUAUGCUUACAAUAUGCAAGAGAUGUAAGAAAUUGGAAAACCUUGACGUAAGGGAUUGCGAUCGGAUCGGAGCAAAUGCGGUUGAGUUGCUUCUACUUAACUCGUUCCGGCUGAGAUUGGUGGCGGUGGAGGCGGUUAAGGUAUCGGAAACUGCCCGGCGAUGGGCUUUGAAUAGCUUUAUCGAAAUCAUAUUUCAUUGACCGCCGGCCGGCCGGCUGUAACUGGAACAGGUAA
Impatiens glandulifera is the source of this 1514-nucleotide messenger RNA. RefSeq names its product F-box/LRR-repeat protein 3. The record is from RefSeq and is a predicted model, not a curated record. The coding region runs from base 77 to 1480 and encodes 467 amino acids. Gene Ontology annotation, molecular function: protein binding. Gene Ontology annotation, cellular component: SCF ubiquitin ligase complex. NCBI's taxonomy places the organism in Eukaryota, Viridiplantae, Streptophyta, Magnoliopsida, Ericales, Balsaminaceae. Gene Ontology annotation, biological process: SCF-dependent proteasomal ubiquitin-dependent protein catabolic process. The transcript has a single exon.